AUGCUCCGCAGCGGCCUGCCUCUUCCGCAGCAGCUGCUGACCCUGCACCCACGCCUGCCUCUCCCGCUGCCGCUCCCCGCCCCCGCGACGGCUCGUCCGGCCACUGAUGCCCCUCUGGAGCGGCGGCGGCCUGACCCCCAGGCUGUGCCCCCGCCGACACCGCCUCCUGCGGUUCCGCCGCCGCCUGCUGUUCCUGCUUUGGAGGCCGCCCCAGAGGCCCCAACGGCUCCCGAUGCCGCUGAGCUCCUUAAGGGGCUGAACAGACACACGCAGCGCCGUGCAGUGAAGAAGCAGUGCGCCGGCCUACCCCGGCCUGGCUUUGCUCUGCCCCCGCACUUUCCCCCCGCUGCUGAUCCUCGGCGGCUGCCUGGAGCCUCCCUGGAGCCUGCUGGAAGGCGCAGCUGGCGCCUCGCCCCUCUGCCGGCUCAGCAGACUUCCCGGCGGCUGCGGCGGCCCCUCUCCGUACUGUCGUACUGUUCCACAGCGUGCUCCUAA
This is a messenger RNA of Schistocerca gregaria, 495 nucleotides long. RefSeq names its product basic proline-rich protein-like. The record is from RefSeq and is a predicted model, not a curated record. The coding region runs from base 1 to 495 and encodes 164 amino acids. Lineage: Eukaryota; Metazoa; Arthropoda; Insecta; Orthoptera; Acrididae. The transcript has 2 exons.